Molecule: messenger RNA, 1543 nt
Organism: Spea bombifrons (plains spadefoot toad)
Lineage: Eukaryota; Metazoa; Chordata; Amphibia; Anura; Pelobatidae
Gene: DDRGK1
Product: DDRGK domain containing 1
Exons: 9
Coding region: 34-939 (301 amino acids)
Source: RefSeq, a predicted model, not a curated record
AGGGGCGUGUCUUGGGGAAAGUGACGUGUAGCAAUGGACCCAGUUCUGUACAUUGUUGCUGCGGUUCUACUGGUUGUUCUGAUUGUCUUCGCUACUAAGAUCAGGGGGCAGGCGGAGCAAGCUGAUCGGGAGCAUCACCAAAAUGUGGCGGCGGCGGUGGCCAGAGCUCGGCCUCAGGCGGUGGAACGGAGAGAGGGUAUGCCGAGACCCAGGAGGAACGUCAACCGGAUGAUGGCUCAGGCCAGAGCCCGGCACUUGGAGGAAGAGAGAGAAGUCAUCGAUCGGGAUGAUGAUGAUGAUGUCGAGGAGCUCCCAGAGGUCCAUGCUCCGGGUAAAAUUGGGGCUAAAAAGCAGAAAAAACUGGAAGAGAAACAAGCGAGAAAAACCCAGAGGGAGGCAGAAGAAGCCGAGCGAGAGGAGAGAAAGAAAACGGAAUUAAAGAGAGAGGAGGAAAGACGGAAAGACGAAGAGCGAGCCCGCAUGGAGGAGGAGAAAAGGGAGGAAGAAGAGAGGAAGGCUAAGGAGGAAGAGGAGAAGAGGGAGUAUGAAGAGUACCUGAAACUGAAGGAGAGCUUUGUGGUGGAGGAAGAAGGCGUUCAGGAGUCCAUGACGGAGGAAGAGUCCCGCAGCUUCCUCACGGAGUUCAUCAACCAUAUCAAGAACUCUAAGGUGGUAAUCCUGGAAGACUUGGGCGCUCACUUUGGCCUGAGAGCACAGGACGCAAUUAACAGAAUACAAGAUUUAUUAGCUGACGGAUCUAUAACAGGAGUUAUCGAUGACCGAGGGAAGUUCAUUUACAUCACGGUGGAGGAGAUGGCGGCCGUGGCUCAGUUUAUCAGACAGAGAGGACGAGUUUCCAUUUCGGAACUGGCCCAAGCAAGCAACAAGCUGAUAAACCUCAAUCCCGAUGCCAGCCCUGUUUCUAUUGAAGUUUCGUGAAUUUCUGUGGGCAAGUUCUUUUUCAAGAAAAUAGAAGUGACUCUAGAAAGCGCAUGUUGUAUAAAAUAACUUAAACAUGAUCUUUCAUUAAAAAAGUAUAAAAAAGUGAUCAUUUUUGUAAUAUGUUUUUUUUGUUUCAAAUUGGCCAUUAUUUUUUGUAUGUUUGCUAAUGCUAGCCCCCCAACGAUGCUCGGGGGGGGGCAAAUAAACUGCCCUAAAUUGCGAUUGACCUUCGCAGAUACUUGAAUACGGCCAAAAAAAAAAAAUGAAAUUGAUGGGAAUAUUAUUUUAGCUUGUUUGUUUUUUAACCUGUUCAUUAUAAUUAUUUUUUUGUUCUUUCCCCCCACACAUUAAGAAGCGUUUUUUUUUAAAGUUAAAGUAUGUAUUUACCGCAAAAAAAUCUUUGCUUUUAGGAAAAGGUAAAAUCAGGUCUGUGCUUGCUACAGAAUUAUAAUUCUUAUGUAUCCACUUCAAUGUAUGACUCAUAGACACUGCAGGUUUUUUGUACAUUUUUAGGGCUACAUAACAAGUGGCUACUGUAACGAAAUGUCAAAAACCUAGAAAUGUAUAAAAAUAUUCACAAAAUAAAAAAAAUCACGGUGCA